Messenger RNA from Glossina fuscipes, 2136 nucleotides. It is a transcript of the gene Syx7, whose product is annotated as syntaxin-7. The transcript has 6 exons. Gene Ontology annotation, cellular component: endomembrane system; membrane; synaptic vesicle. NCBI's taxonomy places the organism in Eukaryota, Metazoa, Arthropoda, Insecta, Diptera, Glossinidae. Gene Ontology annotation, molecular function: SNAP receptor activity; SNARE binding. Gene Ontology annotation, biological process: vesicle-mediated transport; vesicle fusion; intracellular protein transport. Bases 596 to 1453 code for a protein of 285 amino acids. The record is from RefSeq and is a predicted model, not a curated record.
AACGAAAUGUUUAAAAGAGUUUUCUUCGAAAUUAAGCAAAAUUAGCGAAGACACUUUUUAAAAAAUAUUAAAACCGAAGAUACACAUCCACGUUAAAUCAAGUGAUAAAUUCAUAAAGUGUUUUUAUUACUUUGCGGCAUUACAUUUUCUGAAAAGUCCAUAAAAAAAAAAAUUAGUGCUAUCUGGGGGAGAUUUGGGGAAGACAAUUAUUACAAAUGUAUUGCGAAUAACAGUGAAUGUAAAAGCAAUCAGCAGACAAAUAGCCAGAAAGUUUCGAAAAGCAGGAAAUAAGAAAUAUAGUUAAGCAAAGUUAGUAAAUUAAUUGAACUAUAUUAAAGUGCAUUAAAUUUGCAAGAAGCAAAAACAAGAAAAAGGAAACGCAUUCCCAACUAGUGAAGUCAUCCAAUUUUGCGUCUUACAUAUAUGCAAGGUCUAUAUCGGAAAAAAGAAGAGGUGUAUCGUUUUCGCAUUAGCAGAUAAAAAAAAAAAAAAAAAAAAAUACGCAAUCAGUAUAAAAAGUUGAAAUAAUUGAUUAAAUAAAUAAACAUUGAAAGAAGAGCCAGUUAAAAUUAGCAAACUGAGUGCUUACGAAAGUAUGGACUUGAAGCAUAUGGAAAAUGGUAUGGGAGGAGGAGGAGGUACUGUCGGAAAUACGGGGACCUUGAGUGAAAUAGAUUUUCAAAGAUUGGCUCAAAUUAUAGCCACUAGUAUACAGAAAAUUGUACAAAAUGUUUCUACUAUGCAACGUAUGGUUAAUCAAUGCAAUACCCCUCAAGAUUCGCCUGAAUUGAAAAAACAACUACAUCAAAUUAUGACUUAUACGAAUCAAGUGGUGUCCGAUACCAGUAAUCAGCUUGAUGAGGUAGAAAAAUGUAGAGAACGCCAUUUAAAGAUACAGCGGGAUCGUUUGGUCGAUGAAUUUACAACGGCCAUAACUGCUUUUCAGGCUGUGCAACGUAAAACUCUUGAUAUCAAGAUAAAUCAAGUGCAUCAAGCUAAAGCCAAUCAAUACAAUAUACCCAAGCCACCAGGUAGUUCAAAUAAUACGACAAACAAUGGUGGUAAUAAUUCCUUUUUUGACGACAACAUAUUUGGCAAAAAAUCGCAACAGCAACAGCAGCAACAACAGCAGAUGCAAGUGCAAGAAGAAAUUGAUUUACAAGCCCUGGAAGAACAAGAAAAAGUGAUUAGAGAAUUGGAGAAUAACAUUGUCGGUGUUAAUGAGAUUUAUAAGAAAUUAGGAGCCAUGGUUUACGAGCAAGGCUUAACCGUCGAUUCUAUAGAGUCAUCAGUUGAACAAACUAGCGUUUUUGUAUCCCAAGCAGCAGAUAAUUUACGUAAAGCUAGUUCUUAUAAGAAUAAAAUACGCAAGAAGAAAUUGAUAUUGUUUAGCAUUUUAACUGUGGUUGCUGUGCUGAUAUUGAUCGUAAUGAUAAUGCAAUUAAGGAACUAAUUACUGAUUAUUAUUUUUAUUUAUGUUUAUAUGUAAUAUCAUCAUAAUGUGUAUAAAAAAAAAAAAAAAAAAAAAAACAAAUUAGAAAAAAAAAAAACAAAUGGGAACCAAAAUUAACACUUGAGUGUAUUAAACGAUUACGAAUGUUAUUAUAUAAACUAAACCAAAACGAUACAAGCGAAGACAUUCCUCUUCCUAAGGAUUAAUCAGCCAAAAAUUUUGCGGAAGAAACAUAAAGGAGAAAUCAAAUAAUCUCAAAUGAAUUAAAACGUCCUUAACUACAUUGAUCACAAACAUACUUAUAGAAUUCAAUUUCAUUUAUUAUGUAUUUCUGUGUACGUGGUUUAGGUCAUCUAUUCUUUGUUUAUUCUUAUUUUAUUGUAAAAAAAAAAAAAAAAAAAAAAAAAAAAAAUUUGCUUCUAGAAGAACCAAAAUUGUACUACAUCAAAAAUAUUAUCCAAAUAUUUAUUUUAUUCAUAAUUUAUUCAGAGUUUAGCUAAAUUUUUAUUUAUUAUCUGCUUUAUUCAUAUUUAAUUAGAGUAUUUUUGUUUUUAAAUUUCUUUAACUUUCGAAUCGGAUACAUUAUCAUCUUAUUUUUAUAUAUUGUAGUAAUUCAUGAAUACAAAUACGAUAAUAUUUGAAAGUAAUUAUAAAUUGAUUAAUGAAGAAAUUAAUAAAAAAAU